This is a messenger RNA of Diospyros lotus (date-plum), 1413 nucleotides long. RefSeq names its product glycine-rich cell wall structural protein. Lineage: Eukaryota; Viridiplantae; Streptophyta; Magnoliopsida; Ericales; Ebenaceae. The transcript has a single exon. The coding region runs from base 90 to 1247 and encodes 385 amino acids. The record is from RefSeq and is a predicted model, not a curated record.
AAUGCAUUACUCUCGUGCUGUUAAUUCGUGCUAACAGAGAAAUAUUGUUCAGAGAGGGUUCUCUGAACAUUCCUUGAAGACGGUGAUCGAUGAUGGCGAUGAGACUUGCAGUGUUAUCGGUGCUUUGCUUCCAUGUUCUGGCGACUGUGGUGGCGGGCAGAGAUGUGGCGACUGUGAGGCGUGAUAGGGAGGAGAAGUUUCUGAGUCCGGGUAAAGGGGGAGGAUUUGGGGGUGGGUUUGGGGGCGGGGCUGGCGGUGGAGGUGGAUUUGGAGGUGGUGCAGGGUUUGGAGGUGGCGUUGGUGCAGGCGGCGGAUUUGGAGGAGGGGGUGGAUUAGGUGGUGGCGGGGGCGGUGGUGCUGGCGGCGGAGGUGGUCUUGGUGGGGGUGGGGGUCUAGGCGGUGGUGCAGGUGGUGGAAUUGGAAAAGGUGGAGGAGUGGGUGGUGGAGUUGGAGGAGGAAUUGGGAAAGGUGGAGGAGUUGGCGGAGGAGCUGGUGGUGGGUUUGGGAAAGGUGGUGGAGUCGGGGGAGGCAUUGGCAAGGGUGGUGGUGUUGGUGGUGGAUUUGGAAAGGGCGGUGGAGCCGGUGGGGGAUUGGGAAAAGGUGGCGGAGUCGGGGGAGGAGCUGGUGGAGGAUUUGGGAAAGGUGGUGGAGUUGGGGGAGGAGCUGGAGGUGGUGCUGGUGGCGGAUUUGGGAAAGGUGGUGGAAUUGGCGGAGGAGCUGGAGGCGGUGGUGGUGCAGGCGGUGGAGCAGGUGGGGGAUUUGGAAAAGGUGGCGGGGUCGGGGGAGGAGCUGGUGGAGGAUUUGGGAAAGGUGGUGGAAUUGGGGGAGGAGCUGGGGGUGGUGCUGGUGGCGGCAUUGGGGGAGGAGCUGGGGGUGGUGCUGGUGGCGGCAUUGGGGGAGGAGCUGGAGGCGGUGGUGGUGCAGGUGGCGGAUUUGGGGGAGGAGCUGGAGGUGGUGGUGGUGCAGGUGGCGGAUUUGGGGGAGGAGCUGGAGCUGGUGGUGGUGCAGGGGGAGGAUUUGGAAAAGGAGGUGGAAUUGGUGGUGGCGGUGGAGCCGGCGGAGGGUUUGGAAAGGGCGGUGGUGGCGGAGUUGGUGGAGGAUUCGGGAAAGGAGGCGGAGUUGGGGGCGGUGCCGGGGGAGGAUUCGGUAAGGGCGGAGGCAUUGGUGGUGGAAUAGGAGGCGGCGGCGGGGGUGGAGUAGGUGGGGGAUUUGGUGGAGGAGUAGGAGGCGGCAUUGGAGGUCAUUGAACUGCAAUACGUUGCUUGAAACGCGAAAUCGCUUUCAAUAUACACCCCAAAAACAGUGCUGCUUCAACUGUUUCUGUAUCAUCUACCCAUCAAUCAGUACUACUACUUUGAAUAAUUUUGUCAAAUUUAUUAUUGAGAUUAAUUAAAUAUUUAUCUCUAUAUGUAA